Molecule: messenger RNA, 1327 nt
Organism: Colletotrichum acutatum
Lineage: Eukaryota; Fungi; Ascomycota; Sordariomycetes; Glomerellales; Glomerellaceae
Exons: 1
Coding region: 171-1166 (331 amino acids)
Source: RefSeq, a predicted model, not a curated record
AUGUGCCGUAUUUGCAGCCGUGAAAGUUCUAGGGCUUUUGGUAUCGUGGCUGGUCGGCGUACGUAUGGCUGGGCUGGGCUAAGCUUUGUCUAUGGAACUUUGUAAAAGACUGACUUUGGGCUGUAUCUGGGUUUAGAGUGUGACACAUCGAUCUACUCAACUGUCUGUCCAUGAUUCUUCGUUCUUUCGGUGAUAGUAGAAAGAUUUGCUACACCACUUGGACAUAUCGGCAAUACAGUCGGAUCGAUAGCAAGUUGGACAUCACAUUGAUUCUUCCUCCUUCUUCAUCUCUUUCCCUUGCCUUGAUCUUUCUCAUUCAUCGGCGAAUACCACAAGAGUUACCUAUUCCUCUCGACAGAAUGGAGAACCGUACUACACGCCCCGCGGGCGAGGGCGAGAUCAUAUACCCACAACCUCGGCCAUACGUCUCCGGCGGCUGGGAGUACCAGCAACCAGGCCAUCACGAGGAUAGCCAAUAUGAGGAAGACACACCUGAGGAAGAAGGUAUCCUUGCCCAGAUCAUCGAGGCACCACGUCCCAGGACCUUCUUCUUCCCAGAAGCGACAUCAGCCUCCCACCGCAGACACGAGAACGCCCUCGUCAGCGACGGAAUUCAUCUCCCCCGCCUCCGUCCCGGCCCAGCACCCGUCCUCAAAUGGGAUUGCCCCCAACGGCCGGAGCGAGCCCAGGAUCUCCUCCACCUAGUCGACCACAACUUUGGCCCUCCCUGGGCACGUCGCCGGAUCGACGAGCACACCCCGUUCGCGCACGACGUCAACCUGCGGUAUUCGCAAGCCCAGGAUUACUUCCGCGAGCAAGAGGCUCGGUGUCCCUUGAUAUCGCUGCCCAAACGUCGUGCCGGCGACUCUAUCCCCAACCACGUCCAGGACGAGCACCGCCACGUCGGAAACGCAUCUUCGCGGCCGGAGCUGCCGUAUCACGGAUCUCACGUUCCGGCGCGGGAGCAGGAGUAUGGCGGGGUACCGGCUCCUCGGCCUGUGCUCCAGCCGCGUUUGAAUUUCGACAACCUUAUUGUUCGGCCCGGAACGCAGUUCUAUCGCUUGCCGCCCGUUUCUGAGCGUGAGCCUGGAGAUAUCGGGGAGCGGCAGGAGCUUCAAGAGCAGAUCCAGCAGACUUAUACUGGGCUCUUGAAUACUCCCAUCUAGUCUGGCUCGAAGGUCUUGUUGAGCUUAUGAUCCCUUCUCUCUGGAUUGAACCUGCAACCGACAGGAGCGCUUCUGCUUCGGAUAAUUAGCUGCAUGUUUGUUGGGCCAAGUGGGAGGAUUUGCUGCAUGGAGACGGAGUGAUGGUUGGAUUCAGGUCAUUC